This is a messenger RNA of Perognathus longimembris pacificus (Pacific pocket mouse), 2174 nucleotides long. It is a transcript of the gene Spmip4, whose product is annotated as chromosome 2 C7orf31 homolog. Gene Ontology annotation, cellular component: centrosome. The record is from RefSeq and is a predicted model, not a curated record. The transcript is spliced from 10 exons. NCBI's taxonomy places the organism in Eukaryota, Metazoa, Chordata, Mammalia, Rodentia, Heteromyidae. Bases 330 to 2087 code for a protein of 585 amino acids.
GUAGGUUCUGUCCGCGGGCCCCGGAGCCGCCCGCCCCGGCCGCCGCGCCGGCGCGGGGCAGCGCCCACCACACCCUUUAAAGAUGCAUUACCUAGUGCCGCUGUCACCGGCACCGUCACAGGCACCCACCGCCUCACCUGGCGCCGGCCCCGCCACCCCUCUCUCUCCCUCUCCCGCACCUGCCAGCAAGCUCCCGGGGGCCGCAGGUGCGGACGACCGCGGAAUUCCACGCCCCGAGGACGCCCACCAGCUGGAGGGAGAGGAGGGGGAGACGCGGCCCGGUUGGGGCUCCGGAGCUGAGGACCCAGAUUGUGCCUUUUUAGGCAAGCAUGGAGGUGAUUCAUGGCACCCCCUACUGUUGCAGGGAGCUUGAAGGAUCUGAUAUCCUGUCAGACACCUUGUACUCAGAUGAAGUGCACACUCCACUAGAAAAAAAUAUUCGUCCAACUGCCUCGGAGGACAGGUAUAAGGAAUUAAGGAACUCACUCCAACAAUGCCGGCUUCCGUGGGGCACCGAAAGGGAGUAUGGUGGGUUAAUGCCAGUUGCACUUCCUGAUGAACACCGACCAAAAUGUGAGCCGCCUCCUGUCCUGGCCAAAGGACAUCAGCAUUAUGGAUUUGGGGGAGAACCGUGGCCCAGAAAGCUUCCUAUUGAACAAUUCUAUUACUUGACACAGAACAAAAAAAGUGACCUCUAUGGAAAUGAUUGUCUAUUGCCUAAACCACCCAGUUCAACAGUAGAAGAAAUCUGCUUGCCAUAUCCAAUUGAGCACCCCUACCAUACACACAUAUGUCGCGGAGCCAUGUUCCCAACCUUCACAUCGCCAAAGGACCUGUACACUGGCAUUAAAGCCCAUGCCCAGCAGCCUUUUCCUCCCACGAUGCCAACCAAGGCCUAUGAUUCAACGGUUUUGAAGACAAGAGGUAAUCCUUACAGAUAUGAACUGCUUGACUAUCCCAUGGAUUCAAAGAAGAAAGCAUUAACUUGGCCAGGUCAAGGUGUAUAUUAUGACUUUCCUAAAUGUGUUGACAAAAAUAAACCAGUGUUCUACCCCAAACCUCCUAAAACUUAUGCUCCUAACCCUUUAAAUUCAUGGGAUUCUCUAAACUCCAUGAGAGAAGCCAACAUACAAAGAAAUCUGGAGAGGUCCCACUGGAUCACGUCCUACAAUCAUGAUUUCACAGGUCUUGGGCCCAUGAACCCCCUUGAACUGGAUGAUUACCAACAAAAGGAGGUAGCAGAGCUAACUGGAGAGAUAGGAUUUGACCCACCGCCUCAAGAAAAGUUCCACCCUGUCUUUAGACCCCCCAGACCUAUGGACGGGCGAAUUUCACGACUUCUUCAAGACCGACGUCCUUUGGAGGCUAUUGUCCAUGAAGGACCAACUUCCUGUCCAGAUUGUACACCUAGAGUUUUGUGCAAUUUUCAUACCUUCAUCCCCAGUUCUACAGAAAUGACGGCCCUAAGUGAUAACACACUGGCUGGCAUGGUUCACAAAAACAAAGAUAUUCAAGAGAAGAUUAAGGAAGAACAAGGUUUGCUGUCUCCCUAUCCACUUCCGUCUUGUGACUUAACCAAAGACAUGACUAACAUUUAUGACUUAAAAUCACUUCCAAAAAUCACGGAUACUAAAAAGACAGAUGAUUUGUACUGGAGACAGCUGCCAUUGAAAUCUCCACCCAUACCUUACUAUAAACCAAACCACUACCUUCACUAUGAUCAGCUUAAAUCUUCCCUACACGAUCCACUUACUGCGUGUCAAAAUCCUCUCAGCCUUAACUAUAGGAUCUUACAAAAUAAGCCAGAUAUGGGUACCUUCGCUCUAGAACGUUUUUUAAGUAAGCCAGACGAACAACUGGACAAAGACAAUGAAGACACAAAGUCUCUUCUGGGUUGGAUGCCUAAAGUUGGAUCGGUCAAGUCUCACACCAACUUAUUGGAGCUGAAGAACUCUUUUUCGAAAAGUAAUGCACAGAAGCAGUUCCAUAAUUCGCUGCUAGGAGAUCACAAAGACCUCAGGGAUAAACUGAAUGCAGGAAUGAAACAUCAAUUCUAUGGACAUAAUUCGUAUUAUUUCUAUAAUUGAAACAAUUUCGUCUUCCUUUCAAAACCCAGCCUAUUGCAAAAAAAAAAAGAAAAAAAAAUAACAAUCACCUUUUUUGCUGGGUUUGGU